Molecule: messenger RNA, 1629 nt
Organism: Hyaloscypha bicolor E
Lineage: Eukaryota; Fungi; Ascomycota; Leotiomycetes; Helotiales; Hyaloscyphaceae
Exons: 5
Coding region: 1-1629 (542 amino acids)
Biological process (GO): iron ion transport; intracellular iron ion homeostasis; copper ion import
Cellular component (GO): plasma membrane
Molecular function (GO): ferric-chelate reductase activity
Source: RefSeq, a predicted model, not a curated record
AUGUGGAAUCAUAACUCGGUGGAGCGUUUUGCAAGUGCCAUGGCGGGUGUCAUUAUUUUGUUCACAAUUUUUCACUGGAGCCGUUUCCUAUACAGCCGUUGCGCUUCAAGAGGGAUGCAGAAGUCAGGGCCAUUGAAGGCCCAAGUUUCAGUGGCUCGAAUGGUUAGACACGUACUUACACAUCGAGUCCCUGGCUUCGCGUCCAUUGGACAUGCGCUCCUUGUUACGGUUUAUCUUGGAAUCAACAUUGUUUUGACAGUGACGAAUAUCGACUGGUCGUCCUUGAUUGGAAUCGCGACCCGCUUGGGAUGGAUGGCGAUAGCCAAUGUUGCAUUUAUCACUUUCUUGGCUCUUAAAAACACCCCUCUAGCGUUCUUGACGGCCUAUUCUUAUGAACGUCUCAACCCACUUCAUCAAGCUGCUGGGUACAUCACCAUAACACACGCUUUUCUCCAUGCAACUAUGCAGUGCGUUCUAUUGGUUGACCGACUGCAUCUCAACAAGUUUCUGUUGGAGAUAGAGCAAAUACACGGCAUCACGGCUGGAUCGGCACUUCUCGUCAUGCUGGUAUUCGCAGUGCUGAUCAAACGAAUGCGAUACGAGGUGUUCUAUCUCAGCCACAUCUUCACCCUCGAUCGGCUACUGCGAGCAUGGAGGCUCUUUUGGUAUAGCUAUGACAACCGAGCAACACUUGUUCCUUUGCCUCAUGGAGGAACACGCAUUGUCCUCCGCCGAGCUCCCACAAGAGCCAUUCCAGGAAACCAUUGCUUCGUUUGGAUCCCCGAGAUCCGAGCCUUUGAGACCCAUCCUUUCACUAUCGUCAGCAAGUCUCUCAGUUCUAUUGAACUUGUCGUUGCUGCAUAUGAUGGCUUCACAGACGAUCUUCACAACUUUGCUGUCAAGCAUCCAGGUGCCAGCCUUCGUGCCUCAUUUGACGGGCCCUACGGCACUGUUCCAAACUUCGCAAAGUGUGCCGAUAAAGUAAUAUUGAUUGCCGGAGGCAGCGGUGUAUCUUUCACAUUCGGAGUUGCUCUCGACAUGGUCAGGAAGCUGUCCCAUAACUUGCCGAAGCCAAAGAUUGACUUCAUCUGGGCUGUCAGAGAGCCAGAAAUCUUCGAGUGGUUCAGCAAAGAGCUCAAGGAACUCAAAGAAUCUCCGCGGGUCAAUGUUAUACUACACUCGACCCGUAUGAACUUCGACCGGAGUCCACCAUCCCCCGUGUUGCCAGCCAUGUCGCCUAUCAUUCCCGAAGACAAGUCCGAGGUCGCUAACCACACACCGAUUGGUGAUGAAAAACAUCAUGCUAUCCAUCCAUCCAUAUCUCACUCCCCUCUAUCCACCUCCAACUCGAGAUUCGAUAACUUCCCACACGACGUUGAGAAGCACUCCACUUCCAUGACCAACACCACACACGAGUGGGACUCGACAUUGCAUGGCGUACUACCUAGGCGACCAGACAUCGAGACACUGAUCAAGAACGUUGUUGCGUCUGCAGGCGACGAUGAGAGGAUUGCCAUUGCGGCCUGUGGUCCAGACUCGCUGAUGUGGGAAGUGAGGCGGACGGCGACCAACGCAAUCAAAAUGCAAGGACCGAGUAUCGAGUUGCACUGCGAACAAUUCGGCUGGUGA